This is a messenger RNA of Nothoprocta perdicaria, 2775 nucleotides long. RefSeq names its product calcium-activated chloride channel regulator 1-like. Gene Ontology annotation, biological process: chloride transport. The coding region runs from base 1 to 2775 and encodes 924 amino acids. The transcript is spliced from 14 exons. Gene Ontology annotation, molecular function: intracellularly calcium-gated chloride channel activity. NCBI's taxonomy places the organism in Eukaryota, Metazoa, Chordata, Aves, Tinamiformes, Tinamidae. The record is from RefSeq and is a predicted model, not a curated record.
AUGGUGUUGUUUCAGAGCUUGAUUUUUUUGCUGGCUUUUCAGCUCUCACAUGUGGCAAGAGGUUCUAUGGUAUGGCUAAAUCAGAAUGGCUAUGAGGAUUUGGUUAUUGCAAUUAAUCCCAAGGUGCCAGAAGAUGCCAACAUCAUUGAAAACACAAAGGCCAUGGUUAAAAGUGCUUCUAAUUACUUAUUUGAAGCUACAAAACAGCGAUUUUUUUUCAAGUCUGUAAAAAUCAUAAUUCCGAAAACAUGGAAGAAAARCACCAGCUACUUAAGGGUAAAAACAGAAUCAUAUAGCAAGGCAGAUGUCAUCAUAGCAGAUCCCUUCUUGAAAUACGGAGAUGAUCCAUAUACUUUACAGUACGGAGGAUGUGCGGAACAAGGAAGAUAUAUCCAUUUCACACCUAACUUCCUACUAAAUAGCAACCUGGUUAAUGUUUAUGGAGAUAGAGGCAGAGUUUUUGUGCAUGAGUGGGCUCAUCUUCGGUGGGGAGUAUUUGAUGAAUAUAAUAACGAUGCACCUUUCUACGUGUCUACAAAUUCUGGGACAGCAAGUGUUGAAGCAACAAGGUGUUCAACUCAUGUCACUGGUGCACCUGUUUUCCGAGAGUGUAACGGAAACGCCUGUCAUAUAAGGCAAUGCAGAUAUGACGGCCAGCUCUAUGAAGCUGGAUGCACAUUUGUACCAGAUAAACAACAAAGUAUCACAGCUUCUAUUAUGUACAUGCAAAGCCUGUCUUCUGUGGUUGAAUUCUGUGACAAAAACACACAUAAUGCAGAGGCUCCAAAUCUGCAAAAUAAGAUCUGCAAUUUCAAAAGCACAUGGGAAGUAAUUACAGAAUCUGGCGACUUUAAAAAUUCCUCUGCCCUGAGCACUAGUACACCUCCUGCCGAAACCACGUUCAGCCUACUGCAAACCCAAGACAGAGCUGUCUGCCUUGUACUGGAUGUUUCUGGGAGCAUGACAACAAGAAACCGCAUCCAAAAUCUCCGUCAGGCUGCAGAUGUAUUUCUGCGCCAAAUAAUUGAAAUUGGUUCCUGGGUUGGAAUUGUCACAUUCGAAUCUACAGCAUAUGAAAAGGCGCCUUUGACACAAAUAACCAGUGACGCAACACGCGUCAGCCUUACUGGAUAUUUGCCUACAAGCGCUGGUGGAGGAACAAACAUCUGCGCAGGUGUGGAGAAAGGAUUUCAGGUGAUUACAAACAAAUUCCAAACUACAUAUGGUUCUGAAAUUGUACUGCUGACUGAUGGAGAAGACUCAUAUGUGUCAAGGUGCCUAGAAAAUGUCAAGCAAAGUGGGGCAAUAAUUCAUACCAUUGCAUUAGGACCUUCUGCAGCUAAAGAAUUAGAACAGUUCUCAAAGAUGACAGGAGGUUUACAGCUUUAUGCUAUAGAUCAAGUCAUUCCCAGUAAAUUAAUUGAAUCAUUCAGUGGAAUUACAUCAGGAAGUGGAGAUAUAACUGAACAAUCUAUUCAGCUUGAAAGUAAAGAUCUAACAGUUGCAAGUAAACAAUGGAUAAAUGAUUCUGUGACUAUUGACAAAACUGUGGGAAAUGACACUUUCUUCGUCAUUGCAUGGAAUAAUUCUCAACCACGCAUUUUUCUAAGGGACCCAAAAGGAAAACAAUAUGGGAACUCAGAYUUCACAAUUGAUACUUCAAACACCAGAGCAGCUAGACUUGGUAUAAGUGGCACUGCAGAGGCAGGAGACUGGCAUUAUUAUAUUGAAAAUGAUUCCACACUAAGUCAAAUUAUAUCAGUAACAGUUACCUCUCGAGCAGCAGCAUCUACUGUUCCUCCUGUGACUGUCAAAGCCUACAUGAAUCAGUUGAACAUUGCACCCUAUGCAGUUGUUAUUUAUGCAGAGGUUAGUCAAGAGUUUUUGCCUGUUCUUGGUGCAACUGUGAUAGCAACCGUAGAGAAAGAUAGCGCUGCAGCAGAAAGCCUUCAACUUCUGGAUAAUGGUGCAGGUGCUGAUACAAUCAAGAAUGAUGGAAUCUACUCCAGCUACUAUACCACCUUCCAAAGCGGUCACAGAUACAGUCUGAAAGUGAAUGCUCGCGGGAGAGACACAACCGUGAGACUUGGCCGCAGACAAAAUCGAGCCUUGUAUAUACCAGGCUACAGAGAAAAUGGUAAAAUUGAGAUGAAUGCACCAAGACCUGAAAUUUCUGAUGAAGAAAUACAAGCCCAGCUGGGAAGUUUCAACAGAAUUGCAAUAAAUUCCUUUGUACCAACUAUUAGCCCAGGAACUUUUCCACCUGGUAGAAUUACAGAUCUUCAAGCUUAUAUAGACAACAACACAAUUUUCUUGACUUGGACAGCUCCUGGGSGCAUCCUUGAUAAAGGACAAGCUGAUCACUACAUUAUAAAAACCAGUGAAAAUCUUAUGGACCUAAGAGAUAACUUCGAUAGGGCUACUGAAGUGAAUACCUCUGAUCUUGUACCUAAGUCUGCUGGUACUGCAGAAAUAUUUACAAUUAAACCCAAACAYCUAACGAUAGAAAAUGGCACUAUAAUCUACAUUGCUAUGCGCGCUGCUACUAACACAAAUCUGACGUCCGAUGUAUCUAACAUAGCACAAGCCACAUGGUUCGUUCCACCAAAAGCAUCUGUGCCUUCAGAUGAUGAAGACAAUAAAGGCGGAGUUAAUAUUACAGCAAUAGUGGCAAUAGUUGCUGGGUGCGUUGUCGUUGUUUGUAUUAUUGUAAGUUCAACUGUAUGUGUUUUACAGAAAAAAAAUAGAAGAAAGGAUCCUGCAAUCAGAAUGUAA